AUGGAUAUUAUGGAAAUUGUUCCAAGCAUCGUAGUUAAAUUGAUUUUGAAGAUUCAUUUUGUUUUUUGUUUUUUUCCUUUCCGUCAGGUGUUAAAUGCUGGAAAAAAUAAGCUUAAAUCUAUGGAUGAGGUGAAAUAUCUUGUGAACUUACGUGCUUUGAUUUUGAAUGACAAUGAAAUUGUUUCUAUGUGUAGGCUUGAUCAAUUGAAAGACUUGAAUACAAUUGUUCUAUCUAGAAAUCCUAUCUGUGAAAUUGGUGGGUCUCUUGCCGAGGUGAAGCAUGUCACAAAGACAAUUGACUCUUCCCUCAAAUCCUGCGCGGAGUUAAAGGAGCUUCGACUUGCUCACAAUGAGAUCAAGGCACUCCCUGCUGAGUUGGUUUAUAACAAAAGGCUCCAAACCUUGGACUUGGGAAAUAAUGUUAUAACCAGGUGGUCUGAUUUGAAGGUUUUGGAAUCAUUAGUUAACUUGAGUAAUCUCAAUUUACAAGGAAAUCCUGUUGCAGACAAGGAUAACAUAACAAAAAAGGUCAGAAAGCUAAUUCCAAACUUGCAUAUAUUCAAUACUAGACCAAUAGAUAAAAGCAAGAAGAACGAAAAAAGUGACAGAUGUGAUGCUGCUGCUAAGCUAGUAGUCAAUGAAGAAGUGAAAAGAGAUAACACCAUUGAAGAUGACUACAAACAUCAUGUGGCGGACAAAGACAAAGAGAAGUUCCCGAAUGAUGCUGGUGAUUUUGAUGUGGGAAAAGAACUGAAGCGAAAAAAGAAGAAAAAUGUUGAACUUUUGAAGAAAGAACGAUUGCAUGAGGAUGAUGGUAAAGCUGUCGGAAAGAAACCAAAGAGGAAAAGAUCAAAGGCGGAACAAGGCGAACUCGAUGUCAUCGAUGAUGGAGAAACUCCUUUUAUGGACCUUUUCACUAGUGAUAAGAAUCAAGUAGAUGAUGGUGAGAAGGUACUCAACAGAAAUGCAGACUUUGAAGGUGGCUCGGUUACCUACCCUACUAAGAAAAAGAAAACCAAGAACCGGCACAUGGGUGCACUCAAAAUGUCUCCGGAGAUAAAAGUUGGAUUGGGUGGACCAUCAACAUGGGAUAAUUAGUAUUUAUCUCUCUUCCUUUUCGAGUUUGAUGACUUGAAGAUAGUGAUAUAACUCUCUAAUUAUAGAGUUGAUGACUUGAAUCCGAAUUUUACGUCUCUAAUUAUGUGUGAGAGAAGAAAACUCAAGACUCUCUAAUUUCAAAAUUAAUGACUUGUGAUUGAUUGGUGC
This is a messenger RNA of Carica papaya (papaya), 1266 nucleotides long. NCBI's taxonomy places the organism in Eukaryota, Viridiplantae, Streptophyta, Magnoliopsida, Brassicales, Caricaceae. The record is from RefSeq and is a predicted model, not a curated record.